CUCGUUUUCAUCGUUCAUUUUCGACGGGUAGGUUUUCGCAGACGGACGGAGCAAAGAUUUGUGCAUCGAAAAUUGCAAUUUUCACAUUUAAGGCCGUGUGUGCUACACCACAGACAUUGGAAAAGCGUUUGCCGCACCUGUGCGAAAACCCAGCUCCACCAAGCAGACGCGGCUGGAAGGCGAUUGGCCGCAAAUUCGCCCCGCAACUGGAAGGCAAUUGCGUGUGAAAAAAAACCGAAAAAAAAGAAAAGAAGAGCAGAGGCCUGAAACCGUCGAGAAAUCGUUGUCGUCGCGCUCGCUAUAAUUGUUUGCUUUUGGCCAGAGAAAUUCGUGUGCCUGUUGGCGAAAGCACUUAAUAAUACUUUGUAAUCCGGUGUGAGUGCGCAGUGAAGUACAGCCAAGAUGAGCGGGGGAUUGCCGGAGUUGGGCUCCAAGAUCAGCCUCAUUUCCAAGGCGGACAUUCGAUACGAGGGCCGCCUGUACACCGUGGAUCCGCAGGAGUGCACCAUUGCGCUCUCGAGUGUGCGGUCCUUUGGAACGGAGGAUCGGGACACCCAGUUCCAGAUAGCUCCGCAGUCGCAGAUCUACGACUAUAUCCUCUUCCGGGGAUCGGACAUCAAGGACAUUCGCGUGGUGAACAACCACACGCUGCCGCACCACAAUGACCCGGCGAUCAUGCAGGCGCAGCUCCAGAACGGACCGCCCCAGAUGCCGCAGCACUUCCCCAUGCCCAGCGGGAUGAACGCUCCGCCGCAGCAGCAGCAGCAGGUGGCGUCGCAGCAGCAGCAGCCUCCCCAGAUGCCAGGCGGAGGUGGUAGUGGUGGCGCCGGCGGAGCUCCUGGAGGAGGUGCCCCCGGCUACGGCAACGGCAAUCCGUUUGGCAACCUAGGAGGUCCCAAUCUGGCCAACAUGGUGGGAAAUGCGGGCGGAUCGCUUGCUCCCGGAUCUGGAGCCCCGGGCAACGGACCAUUCAUGCACAUCGGUGGCAACCAGCAGCAGCAGAAGCCCCAGCAGCAGAAACAGCCAAUUUCCGUUCUAGACAUGCUGGCCGGAGCAUCGCGCUCGACGACGCCCAUUAGCCUGAUUGUGAGUCCCACGGCGGAGCUGACCCAGCAGCAGCAGCUGCACCAGCAGCAGAACGCUGGCCAGGGUGGCAACGGACGCGAUGCAGGACAUAAGCGCCAGAACCACCAGCAGCACCAGAAUCAACAGCAGCAGCAGGCGCAGCAGCAGCGCGGCGGUCCUAGCCACAACAACAUGCAGCAGCAGCAGCAGCGCGGCGGAAGUGGCACGGACUUCUAUAACCAGCACCACCAGCAGCGGGAUCGUCGUGACUCCGGACGUCAGAUGGAUAAUAACUUCAGCAACAACUACAACAAUAAUCAGCGUAAUCGCGGCGGCGGUAAUGGAAUGCAGCAGCAGCAGCAGCGCGGCGGAAAUGGCGGCGGUGGUGGAGGCGGCGGCGGAAAUGGCGGAGGUGGUAACAACCCAGCCUGGAACAUGCAUCGCGGUGGCCAAAACUCGAACAACAUGAUGAUGCGUAAUCGCGGAAUGGGCACCCGAGGCCCCAUGCGACCCAAUCAGGGCUAUCGUCCGCAGUCGGCCAAUCAAAAUAAGCCGCGAAACAAGAUCAAGUUCGAGGGCGACUUUGAUUUCGAGCAGGCCAACAAUAAGUUCGAGGAACUGCGCUCCCAGCUGGCCAAGCUCAAGGUGGCCGAGGAUGCCGCCACCAAGCCAACCACCAACUCGACGGCAACCACUGCAACUGCAACCAAUGAGCAGGUGGGUGAGAAGGUUGAAGGCGUUCAUACAUUGAAUGGCGAGACAGACAAGAAGGAUGACUCUGGCAAUGAGACCGGCGCUGGAGAGCACGAGCCCGAGGAAGAUGACGUUGCUGUGUGCUACGACAAGACCAAAUCGUUCUUCGACAGCAUCUCGUGUGAGGCUGCCCAGGAUCGCAGCAAGAACAAGAAGAAUGAUUGGCGCCAGGAGCGCAAGUUGAACACGGAGACCUUCGGAGUGUCCUCGACUCGACGUGGCAGCUACCGCGGACGCAACCAUUACUACAACAACAAUGGCAACAUGGGCGGAGCGGGCAACGGCGGCAUGAACUCUGGAUACGGAGGAGCGCCCGGCUACAACAGGAACAACUAUCGCAUGGGCGGCGGUGGCAACUUCCGCAAUAGGACCAACAAUCGCAACAACGGCGGCGGCAACCGGGGAGGAAACGGAAUCCCGAACAUCACCAACGGCAAUGCCAAUACGGCUGCAGCGCUGAAGGCAGCCAACAAUGGAUCCAAUGCCACGGACUCCAAUGCACCGAACGCCACAACCACGACGACAAAGUCGACGUCCCUCUUGCCAGAGCAGACGCAACAGGUGGCGGCAGUUUCUCAAUAGUGCCGCCCAGCUAGUGGAGAACCACUUUAAAUAAACAAUUGAUAAAUGCGAUUUAAGAAGAAAGUAAAUAUCCUAUUCUUUGCAAAGCUAAUUAUUCGAAGCAACCCAAUCAACCGACCGACCGAACGAUCGACGACACACAGGCUCUUAUUAUCAGGAAUUUCGAGUUAUGGAUCUAACGGCAUAAUAUAUUUGUAUAAUUAAAAUUAGUGUUACAACUCUCACGACGUCCUGGGGCGCACUCCGCUGCCCGCCCACCAACCACCGUGUGCUUGGCGAUGAUGAGCGCUUACCGACUAGCGACUGUGGAUGUGAACCGGCCAUCUGUUAGGUUUUGUGUAAAUGGCUGGUUCCAACGCCUUUCGCUGAGCAGAAGACACGGUAAUGAGUAAUGAUAACGAGGAGAUAAUGGCACGCCUACAUACAUACAUAUAUUUAGUAAUAGAUGUGAGGAACAUAGUAAGCAUAAGUAUGAAAAAGCUACAAAAACACGGAGAAUUAGCGGAGGAGUCGAUAACAAUAAUGAAAUUAAUGGAGCAACCAAUUAAAUCCAUGGAAUUCCCAAAACUAAAAUAAAAGCUAAUUAAUAUGUUUUUAUUUGAAUGAAAGAAAAAAACAAAACAAAAAAAAAAAACUGAUUGUAAUACUGUAUUUCUUGUGGGCGUAAAACAUCGACCAACACUCGAACCGUUUUACUAGCAUUUAAAUAUAUUAUUUAAGAGCAUUUUAAAUAUGAAAAUGAAAAUAAAAUCGGCAGCUAUGCUUGUUUGAAGAGCA
Drosophila takahashii is the source of this 3177-nucleotide messenger RNA. It is a transcript of the gene tral, whose product is annotated as trailer hitch. Lineage: Eukaryota; Metazoa; Arthropoda; Insecta; Diptera; Drosophilidae. Gene Ontology annotation, cellular component: P-body. Gene Ontology annotation, biological process: cytoplasmic stress granule assembly; P-body assembly. Gene Ontology annotation, molecular function: mRNA binding. The record is from RefSeq and is a predicted model, not a curated record.